UGGAUUUUCAUUUUCAUAUUCUUUAUAUUGUGUUAUUUGAUGCUUUUCGACAAGACUUAUAGUUAUAUUAAAGCAUAAUGUUGAUGUCCGAAGCAUUUUUGUUUACUAUUUUUACACAACGACAAAAUAUGAGCCCUCGUUCUCGGAGUUUUUCGAACCUCGGGCUAAAGUGUUAUUAAUAUCGCUGUAAGACAGACACUUUAGUCGAUAUGCCGCUUUGGCGUAAGAAAGACGAUCAAAAGGGAGCGGAGCAGGGGAAAGCAGGUCUAAACUUAUGGUGAUGUCACUCGAGCCUACGAAUGUGGGGUUUUGAAAGGUCUGAUCUAGCAUGUAUAUAAAUACAAACCGAUCUUCCCACAGGUGCUUUCGUCGCUCCUGCUCCUACGACAGUCGAGUCUGGGAAUGCACCAGCGAACAAAGGAGGUCGCGGGAAGGGCAAGUCGCAGAGAGGAGGAGCGAAUAAUCGAAAGCGAAAAAAAGGAGAGCAGACGCAGAGUGGGAAAACUGGCUCGACUGAACAAGAAGGCGACGCUAGGGCGGGAAAGACGAACGGAAAAGCGACUGCCUCGGUAUUUUGCCCGAUGUCUAGGGGCGUACGAUGGCUCUGCCCGAAAACAUAAGUUAAUGAGAAAGGGUUUAUCUUUAUUUCUCAGCUCGAAUCGAUUUCAAUCAGGUAAGAAGCUCGACCUCGGCGAGUAUUCCGCCGCGCAUGCCGACGCUUCUCGAAACGAAUGACCUGGAUGAUAGACCUGUGUCUUGUAGUAACACUAACACGUCAAUCUCAAGCAACAAAAAAAAUUCAAGUAGCCAAAGAUCAAAGCCUCUAGGGCUUCUUGAACAGGCGAUGCUCGAAGACGAGAUCCUCUUAGCGGAAACAGCUGCAAUGCGCCGUGCUAGUGCGGAGUUGACGAUCGAGGGUAGCGACUCGCAUGUUAUCGAAGACGAAAGUGGAAACGUCAUGUUGCCCAAGGAGGCUGCCAUUACGAAUAAGAAAAAAAUGUACGCUCCUAAGUAAGGGGGCAUGAUAUCAUUCGUGAUCGCAUUCGCAGCGAAAUAGAAAAAGUUUCAUUAUUUUUCUGCUUUUUCAGUAGAGCCGUGGUGUCUAAUUAAAAUUGGCCCAUUUCCGAAGGAGGUAGUGCUUGGAGGUCCGUACGCAAUACUUUCGUUGUGCGCGCGGAAAGCAAGGCCAAGGCUGGCAAGCCGAAGGCAUGGUCGCAGAAGGGUGGUGCAAAGGGCAAAUACGAAAACAAAAAUAGUGCCGCAUCGUCGGGCAGGUCUUCCGGAAAUAAUGGCGGCGCAUACACUAGCAGAAAACCAGGUGGAAAGGGGACCCAGGGUGGCAGUGCUACGACACCUUCGAAUUUGCACGAUUCACUUGACAUUCCCGGAAAAAUGAGAGGUAAAUUUGUAAGAACGCAGUUCGAGUACUACCCGGCCGGCGCAGCGCCGUGCUCGCUUUCUUCUUCUGACGAUGGCGAUGCAACAAGUGUGAAGCCGACUCAUGAAGAUGAAGAUGCUGGUAAGACGAGAACCCGACUGCUUGACGAUGAGGAUGAGCAAGACCGGACUUCUACAGCUAGUUGUAAGCCCGAGGACGAGCAGGAGGCAGGUAAAACCAAAGAUGUUAGCGCUUGCGGGAUAAACCCGGAACCAGGCGUAACGUCGUCAGCCUGUGCACUUCUUGUUGAUAUCGAAGCAAAAAUGCAGCAGGCAGACCACGACAAGCGAGAGAAAGGGACCGAAACCAGACAGAUAUCAUGCAAAACUUUCGUUUCGCAGCCAAGCGAACAGGGGACGGUAGUCGCUGUUACUUCAUCUACGCGACACCUUUCUGCUACAAGAAAAGUUGACCAACUACAGAAAAAGACUGAGGCGAGAGCGGCUUUGAGUACUAGGCACGAUGGCUGGAUUCCUUCUGCUGAGUCGCCUCAAGUGGACAUGAGUAUCUGCGUUAUCCCCGAAGAGAGUGAAGAAGACGGCUCUCCACAAGAUUCCGAGGCUGCUACGUCCGAACAAGAGGCAUUAAAAUCUCCCCUGCUUCCUGCCUCAGAGGUCCUCGUUGUGAAAGAAGUAGCAGAGGAGAUGGACACGCCUAAAAAAAAGAACGUGAAGGCCUUGACCCCGACGGCUCCCUCGGAUACUAAAUUUGCUUACAACCGACGAGCACCUUCCGCGAUGGAUUUCAAGUUCAUGGCCGACGCGAUCAUUGGGACUCAGGCGCCUCCAGCCGUGCAGCCUGCAACUGCACCUGGAGGUAAGUCCAUGGAGGGUACUUGAUGUCAACUAUUACUUCAAAUUAAUAUGAGAAAAGGAUUUCUGGUGACACUGGAUGGUGAUUUGCUACGUAAGAAUCUACGUCAUUUUCCUGGUUUAUUUCUCUCUGGAAUAAAGUCCAAUCUGCCUUCACUGUAAAAAUUCUUUUCUUCGUUCUUAAUACACAAAGAAAACGAAUGGCUAUCCGUUUUCACAGGAAUGGCAGCGACAGCUGACGCUCCAGUCACGGCACAGAAGAAAGGCUGUGAGAAAAAAGUCGCGACUGAGGAUGAUUUUCGGGCGUUUUUUGGUGAUUCUGAUAGCGACGAUGAGAGUCCUAUGACUCCUCGCACGACGGUUCCUAAUUCCGCUUUGCUUAGUGAGUCGAGUGGGACUCGAAGUUCCCUGCUAACAUCCGGCAGCAGUGUCUCGGUCCCCCGUCUGAGCGUGUGCGCAUCGGCGUCAAAGGCUACGCCGGCCAAUUCAGCAUCGAAGUGGUCCGCUUGGUCGCCAAUCACGCCCAAGGAAGACCAGGACACGACAUGGAAUGACACGCCAAUGCUGAUAAAUACCCCGCUCACUGGUAUGAACGGAGGCGCUAGCACAAACAGCUUGCUUUCUGGCGAUUUAUUUCAAACAACGGAAGAAGAAGCUGUUGUGAACGAUGAGAUACACACAACUACAUCUUCGACAGAAGUCAAAAACAAUAGCGCUCCAGCAUCAGGUGAUGUGGCAGGAGGUCCUGUCAUAGAUGACGUAGCUGCUCAGCUCCACACGCCGGCGCUCGAUGGGAGUGAUUCGCCUUGCAGCGUGCGCACAUAUAAUGCUGCCACAGGAGUAGAGGACAUCAAGCUAAAGCAGGCAGUUACCGAACAAGAUGUUGCGUCUUCUUGGAAUGAAGUAAAGAGUCCUACCACAGUGGCAGUGACUGAAGUAGAGAACAAUCAGACUGAGGAGGAGACGGCUUCCGAUGAAGUUCCACAACCACCCUCAAUUGACGCAGCAGAUGACAUCGACGAGGUGACCUCGGAAGAGCAAGGUGGAGGCGUUGCGUCAGACCUAACGUACAACGAAGACGGUGAUAAGGUUAAACGUGCGCUAUCAAACGUCGAAGAGGUGAAAACACAAUUCAAUGUGAACGCUCCCGUAUUUGCACCGACCGGUAUGACAUUUGAGGCAUAUCAAAGUGCAGUGGAUGCUGCCACAGACUACUGCCCUAACGGACUUCCUCAUAUGAUAGAAGGAACGGCAACGUUUCCACCUAGCGGAAGUGCAGACGACUUCAACAUGCUGUUGAAUGGCGGCGCACUGGCGUUGAGCAACGCCAGGCUUUAUCUGAUGCCGAGUGCCGAAAAUACCGGCACAUCGGGAGUACCAUCUCUGUUUGGUGGAGCUCCAGCAGCACAACAAGGCUACAAUGUUGAUAGUACCUCCACUUUCCUACGUCUGCAGGUUGAACAGACAUUAGUAGACCAACAGCUCCUCAACAGCUUGGAAGCAGCACCACAGAGCAGUACUAGUGCCUCGAAUAAGGUCAAUAACAUGCUGACAACUGCAGCCAAUGGCAUGUUCGCGUCCGACGCGUUUGCGCUGACACGAGCAGCCUUCAAUCUAGAUGCCUUUAGUGACAGCGGUGACAGCGAUUCUGACCUAGAAGCUCAAGGUUACACACGUUUCGAAGUCAUCCGACGCCCCGUGGCGAAAAGCGCAGACUCGUCAAAUGACGGAGACGCUGAGAAUAUCAACAACAUUGAAUCAUCAACAUCCACUAUAAAGAACAGCAAUGAUUUGCUCGAACAGAAAAAUGACACACCAAACAAAAAUGACGUAAAUAUAACGACUGCCGAUGAAAAUCCUGAGGUGCAUAUUCAGAAAACAAGCGAUGCUCAACAAACUUCAGCACACAUUCGAAUGACGCCGAACAAAGCUGAUUCUCACCAUCAUAUCAACGAAGCGUCCACUAGGCAGCUGUCGAACACACCUCCUUCGUCUAGAACCGAACAGCUGUCUGCCGAGCAAUCCUCCUCCGAGCCGGUUUCUACUAUCUCUGAUCGUUGCGUAAGUCGCAAUGCUAGCCUCGCGUCUGCAUACUGGGACGCUAUCUUAUCUGAGUCGGAAAGCGCGUCUGAGAGUCGCUCAGCUGUGCGUAAACUGUGCGAAUACUAUGCGGACGAUAAUGACAUAGACGCUCUCGUCGCAGACUACCUAGCAUUACCCACAGAAACUGCGGCAGAGAUGGUAACUGGUUGUGAUGAUGUCAAUGAUGUUUUUUCGAUUCCCUAAGGAACGACGUUUACUGCUCGGCAACAUCCUUAUAAAUAUAUAUAAGUAGUAUCAUGCGAAAUCUUCAUAUGAGUCUGAAGCUGAACUUAUUAUUUAUCCCGCUGACUUACUUACUGCAUGCUUACAUGCUUCUAUCACCGUGAUCCAAAGGCUAAGCCGAAACUGUAUCAAUUUCUACAGGUCGCUCAGUUUUUAUGCUUGGGCGCUGGCGACUCGCAAAAAGCGGUCAUGGUCGUGAAAACUAUGCGCGCUUUAGUUCGCGAAAGGGUUCUGCGUUGGGAUCCAGAUAUCAGCGAUGCUUUACACUUUUUCAAAUCGACCUACUUCGAACAGUUUCAACUCGAUAAUCCCAAAGUCUUGGAUUUUGUUGCGGAACUGCAAGGUACAAAUGCGCAUUUUGAAGAAAUUGAAGUUGAUUUUCAUUUACCUUUCAUUGAAGGACGUGGCUCUAGCAGCAGGCACUUGAUGUGCUUGGGAUCACUGUAUAAGCCUUUCUUGAAGUUCAGCGUGCCACAGAUGUCAUAAAAAAGGCUUUAUCUUCAUUCACAACAGAAUUGGGCGCGAUUGAGGAGCAAUUGCUGAACCCACGAGCGAGCAAUAUCGUCGUCGUCCCAAUGCGCGAGCAGGACUCGUUAUCAUUAUCGCAAAGCCCCUCGAAGUCAGAGCCUGACGCUGUUGUUGCCGAGACUGAGAGUCAGGCAGAAAACACUAUGUCCCGAAUAGGCUCACACGAGUCGGUUUGCGCGGUCCUAAGCGCAGCGGCGGAAAAGAAGCGAUACACGGUAUUCUCACCCAGAAAGUGAAUAGGAGAGAAGCUCUAAUUCCAAUAUUGUACAAAUAAGUGAUUUUCAUUUCAAACUUCUUAGACAAACGCUCUCGAAACCUUCAAAUCUCUAUCGGAACAUAGCGCUGCGAGCUUUUGAUUUUCCGGAUACCAUUGUUGGAAACACGAGCAGCUGCUGCGUGGGAUGUGCGCACGUAUGCGGAUCUUCAAAAAGAGACGGGCACGGAAACGUCAACAAGGCGUGCAGACAAUCAUGCUGCAGGUGGAGGAGGCAGAGGACGGGGAGGUAAACACUGGUCCGAGCCCCCAGUGAAGCGUUCCGAAGUUGCGAAAAUCAUGAAACCUAGUGCAACUUCAUGGGUCCGAACGCAGGCGUCUCACGGAGCGGAAAUGUCCAAGGAAGGUACUGAGACUUAUCGUUUUGAGCAACUGCGGCAUCACUGUGGACGAAGUAACCACGAUAGAUUGAAGCCAAACCAAUUGUGGAUUGUUGCUCUCAGGGCAACUAGCCUGGAUUCUUUUUUCCAAGUUAGUUGCACCUGCACCAUAGUCUUCUGGUUCUGACCGUGACAUUGAUGGAUUGCAAUUAAUGUUGUCCCUUCCGACGGUUCACAGAUGCGCAACUUGCUUGGGAGCGGAAGCUGAUGUCUUUGUUGAACAAGAUUACAUUCGAAAAGUUCGAGCCGGUCCUGACGCAGAUAAUGUUAUGUCUCAUGCUCAUGCAUCAUGGAGGGAACAACAGUACUCACACGUAGGUACUUAUGUAGUACUAAGUACAGAUUUCCACAAAUAACUGAAGAUGAGGGAUCAGAAGAGAUGUUAUUGUACUUCUUUCUUUAGGUCACAGGGAGGUCUGUCUUGGUUCUAAUUUCCGAGCUCCUCCAAAAGCUGCCGAAGAUGGAGAUUCCGACGGUGGGAAUACCAAAGUUGAUCAGCAUGUUGUUUCAAAUCGCUACAACGCAACAUCACUUCGUCUCGCUUUACACGCAGUUAUGUCAGCGAAUUCAAGCGUGGCUGGAGCAGAGCGGCCUCGACAAGAAAGGCAAGGAGGGCUCAUUCAAGCGUCAUCUGUUGAAUCAGUGCCAGACCAGCUUCGAGAGUUACCUAAGUCCGGAUUUGAACUUCAAGGACCUUACCGGUGAAGAUCUCUUCGAAGCCCAGGUCAAGUUCAAAACCAAGAUGCUGGGGAAUAUCAAGCUGGUACUCCUGCCUGUGUAGGAUUUUAUUUUCCACUUUUUCGCUGUGCAUGAGCAGCAUGGUCUAGAACAAAGAUUUAUCUACAUCAAAUUUCAUUACCGUUACAUGAUUCGGGCACUUGAGCAUCUCAUUGGAUUUCUCAUUUCAAUUAGGUUGGUGAGUUGAUCCAACAACAGGCUAGACUAGCGGGGAGAAGUCGCCAGGGAAAUCCUAGGCAGAUCGCCGAGUAGAUUCCUAUCGUCAUCAGGUUGGUGAGUUGAUCCGUGCGAAGAUGAUUGCUUCAAGGAUAGCUAUAUGUAUACUUCAAGACCUAGUGGAGAACGGCAGAAGCGAAGGACCCGCAGCAAAUGCGAAUCUGGAGACACUAGCGGCUUUUCUAGAAACCGUCGGGCCGAUUUUGGACAAACCCGAUUGGGCGCAUUGGAAUCACUUUGAUCAUUAAGGCACCAACUGUUGAUCUACAAAGUUUAUUGCCUGCAUGUUGAAAAGGAAAUACUUAUACGUGUCUUCUCAGUCACUCUCUAUGUAGUUGGACGACUGCAAGAACUUUCCACUAUGUAUACUCUUCUUCAUACUCUGACCCUCUGUCUACUUCUAAGUUCCGGCACUCGAGAUCGUAGCAGGAUUAUCACAGACCAAGGCAGUGCCGGCUAGGAUUCGUUGUUUGUUACAGGAUAUUCUUGACUUGCGGGAUAGCGACUGGUUCAAUACAAAAAAGGGAAAGGUACGUGAAAAGGCGACUACGCUAAAAGAGGUGAACCACGCAGCUGCGACUGACACUUCAUCUAACAAAACGAAGACGAGAUCGCCUCAUGGAAAGGUAUCUUGCUUGUUCUUUGCUUCGUGAGUAGAAUAGCGGUCAUCCUCAGAAAGGAAGAUUACCCUUCAUCUCUAGACGUAAAACUUUAGAAUAGACGACUCAAAUCAACCAAUCUUUCCAAGCAAUGAAACAAGAAGGAAGAUAUAGAGUAAGUACUUACGACGUGAAUCCAAUUGCACAAACAUUGAUUAAUACAUACUAGGUGAAGCGAGGAAGCUGCAGCUCGAUAUGGGCAGCGAAUAAGGACCAAGAGUGUGCGCGCAAUGAUCCGCAAAAGGAACUAGAAGGGCUGUUGCACUCGGCGUUUGAGCGCGUUGAGACCGAGGCAAAGACUUCCCUCCGACGAGCCACCGAGUGCCUCCCUUCUUUGGCGCAAUGGUACCCUUCAGUUUCUUUAUAUCAAAUAUAUUACCUGCAAUUAUGGAAUAACUACACUAUGCCAAAAGCGAACAUAGAAAAGGGGUUUUUUAGCCAAAAAACGGACAUAAAUCCCCGGGAUCAGUUGGGCAAUAUUCGUCGCAAAAUGGAAAACUUUCAUUCUGAGACGAACAAGGUACAAAAAAGCGCUUUUUUUGCUAAGAGCCUGGGCGUUAUGUACGUUUUUUGGCUAAGAAACCACUUUUCCAUGUUCGCUUUUGGCAUAGUGUUACUCCGUAGCUGCAAUUUUUAUUAUAUUAAACGCCCCUCCUCUUCCUUAGGUUGUACCUGAUGGAUGUUCGGCUCGAACAUCUUUAAUCGUUUUAGAAUUGACCUGGUUCAUUCUAUACAACACUCCAUUUCGUAGGCAAGCGGUGCUUGUACUACAGGGUUUUGCAUACUUCUGGCAAGGAGCGAACCAUAGACAAUCUUUUAAGUAUCUAUAGUUAAUAUCUAACAAUUAAUUUAGAGCAUCUGGAUAGUGUUGCUUGUAACAGCGGUUCUGCAUACUUCUGGUAAGGAGCGGGCCAUAGUUAAUUUAUGAAAGUAUAAACAUUUCAUUGGCUAACGCAUACCUAUUUUGAAUACAUAGGCGUCGCCGUUUCACACACUUCAGGAGAGUAACCUGUUCUGAUAUCCCACUUUUUUUCGUCGUUUUUCCACUUGCAACUUUAAUAUAUUGAAUGUGAACCAUCUAAUCUUACUAAAAGCCCCCGAUAAAACCUCGUCUGUGUUUGGAGCCUCGGAGAUAAAUGUAUUCGGUCACCUGUCGAGCUGUUACGAGUGCCUUUCGUUCGUUCUCGAGAGAAGCACUUGUGUUGUCAUGGUUUGUAUUUUUAUCUUUCGUGUGGAGUACCGACUUUUGCUUUCGUUCUGUCACUAGGUAAUUGAUUCUACAGCUCUGGCCUGAGACAUGAGUUGUACCUCGCUGAGUUCACUUGUGUGUUUUGAGUCGGUUUGCAGAGUGGUCAAUCGUCGAUCGGUUCCUUCGUGAAUGUUGAUCAUCCAGUCGUUCCUACGAGAAAUUGUGACAUUUGAGGGACAAGUAGUAUCCGGUCACGCGUUGCUUUCUGCCCUUAACUUAUUAUUUAUUUUACCUUGCUUAUCGUUAUCUUAUGUAUUCGAUGGCCUUUUAUAUAAGGCCAUUCCGUUGGAUGCUUGGGGUUGGAUGCGGCUGGCUCUAGAUCCUGGCAUGGUGAACCGGUACCCUUGGACGUGUCAGGAGCGGUGGUCUAGAGUCACUGCGAGCACCCGCCCCCACUGUGCACUUCCACCAGAGUGCCUGGGGGAUGGGGCGAAGGGCUGAAGCAUCUGCCGUUCUUAGUUAUCUUAACGUAUGUAUCCUGAAUCUUUAAUUUGUCCCUUUUCGGCUUUGCUAGUCUUCAGACGGAUACUACGAGCGACGAGUGGUUUGAGAGAGUCUCGUCCAUACACCUCACGACCUGCUCCUUCCCAACAUGCUGUAAGAUCAGGGACGACGACGGACAACUGAAUUGCUUGCAUAUUUACUACAACAAAUCUACUUCAUAAUGUUAUUGUCAAUAGAAUAAAUACAAGUGAUAAAGGGAUGUUGAGAGUGGUCAUUCUUUAUCAUCGACGAUGUUGUAGGCACAAGCUGUAGUUUUUCCCUCGAGCAACGACGUACCUACCAUGGAAAAUCAACCAAAGAACAUACAAUGCAAAUAUUUUUACCAUGAAUAAUACCAGUUUUGCGGCGAUGUACAAGCGAUUGACCCCGUCCGAAAGUGGUGCUAUUGACCUCGUCGCGCACUUGCUCCAGAAAAUCAUGAAGUAUGAGCAGAGAUCAAUGCGGGAGCUGUUUUAUCGCUUUCUAUGUAAGCUCUGUCUAGCCGGCAUUUUUUCGAAGCGCAAGUCGCAUGACGAGCUAGUCAACCGUGCAAUGGAUCGAGCGGGAUUCGUCGACGAUGCCUUAGCGAAAAUAGAGGAAGAAUUCUACCCCAUCUUGGACGAGUGUUUCUAUAACUAUGUAGAAACUUCGGGGGCAGCGGAGAAUGGUGGAGGGAACUGAAGAUGAAGUCGAUCAGAUCCAUCACCGUCAGAAGUUGCAUCUGUUCAUUUUCCAAUGGGUCCGUAGACCAUGCAGUGGCUUCGGAUCUUGCUGUUUUUACAGCUUGUUUAGUCUUAAAAACCAUAGAUACAAUCUCGAGGUUGGAGUACAACACAUAGAAAAUUGUACAAAAGAUUGAAAUUGCCCUUGAUGUUCUCGUGGUUGUUUCAAAUAAAUAUAGCUUUUUUUACGAAGUAAGACAAACAAUAGUGGC
Molecule: messenger RNA, 10036 nt
Organism: Amoebophrya sp. A25
Lineage: Eukaryota; Dinophyceae; Syndiniales; Amoebophryaceae
Source: the annotation of a GenBank genome assembly